Molecule: messenger RNA, 2572 nt
Organism: Anas platyrhynchos (mallard)
Lineage: Eukaryota; Metazoa; Chordata; Aves; Anseriformes; Anatidae
Gene: NDNF
Product: neuron derived neurotrophic factor
Biological process (GO): extracellular matrix organization
Molecular function (GO): heparin binding; protein binding
Source: RefSeq, a predicted model, not a curated record
GGAUGACUCCUUCGGAAACACCGAGGAAAAGCAUUUUGGUUUCCCCAAUGUUUAUAAAUACAAUAUGGUGCAAACUGUCAAGCAAGCUGUUCAAAAUCACGUAACGCCUGCGCCGCGUUCCCUGCUAAGCUCAGAUGCCUUCGCCACGUACUCGCUGAUCCUCCGACGUUUACAGCUCCCGGCCUACGGCUCCAGUUUUUGGAUGCUCCUGCUUCACUGCCCGCUGCUCUUGCUGCUGCUGCCACUCAGCUCCAGGACGCAGAAGUUGCCUACCAGAGAUGAGGAGCUCUUCCAGAUGCAGAUUCGGGACAAAGCGUUUUUUCAUGAUUCGUCAGUCGUCCCAGAUGGAGCCGAAAUUAGCAGCUACCUGUUCAGAGACACACCUAAAAGGUACUUCUUUGUGGUUGAAGAGGACAACACGCCUCUAGCAGUGACAGUGACACCAUGUGAUGCCCCCCUGGAGUGGAAACUGAGUGUGCAAGAGCUCCCAGAGGAAGCCAGUGGAGAAGGUUCAGGUGAACCAGAACCUCUUGAGCAACAGAAACAGCAGAUUACUAAUGAAGAAGGCACAGAGCUGUUCUCUUACAAAGGCAACGAUGUCGAAUAUUUUGUGUCCUCUAGUUCCCCUUCUGGUUUGUACCAACUAGACCUGCUGUCAACAGAGAAGGAUACACAUUUUAAAGUGUAUGCAACUACUACUCCAGAAUCUGACCAACCUUACCCUGAAUUACCUUAUGAUCCCAGAAUUGAUGUCACUUCUCUGGGACGUACAACAGUGACACUGGCAUGGAAACCGAGUCCCACGGCCUCAUUACUGAAACAGCCAAUUCAAUAUUGCAUAGUCAUCAAUAAAGAACACAAUUUCAAAAGCCUCUGUGCUGUUGAAGCCAAACUCAGUUCUGAUGAUGCCUUCAUGAUGGCUCCAAAACCAGGUCUGGAUUUCAGUCCAUUCGACUUUGCCCAUUUUGGCUUCCCCACAGACAACAACGCUGGCAAAGAACGUGGUUUCCUAAAAUCAUCAUCAAAGUUUGGGCGCCAAACAUCCUCAAAGCCGAGAGUUGACCUGCACAAAGUUUGUAUCGGGAACAAGAACAUCUUCACAGUGUCUGACCUGAAACCCGACACACAGUACUAUUUUGACAUGUUUGCAGUAAACACUAACACUAACAUGAGCACCGCAUAUGUUGGCACCUUUGCUAGAACAAAGGAGGAGGCUAAGCAGAAAACAGUUGAACUGAAGGAUGGCAAAGUUACAGAUGUAUUCAUCAAGAGGAAGGGAGCCAAAUUUCUACGGUUUGCUCCUGUUUCGUCUCACCAGAAGGUCACCUUUUCUGUUCAUUCCUGUCUGGAUGCUGUUCAGAUCCAAGUUAGAAGAGAUGGCAAACUUCUCUUGUCUCAAAAUGUGGAGGGAGUACGGCAGUUCCAGCUGCGAGGAAAAGCAAAAGCUAAAUACCUAAUUAGGCUGAAAGGAAGCAAAAAAGGUGCUUCUGUGCUGAAGGUCCUGGCAACAACAAGGCCUAACAAGCAGUCAUUUCCUUCUCUACCUGAAGAUACAAGAAUCAAAGCCUUUGACAAACUCCGCACGUGUUCUUCAGUCACGGUGGCGUGGCUUGGCACACAGGAGAGAAACAAAUUCUGCAUCUACAAAAAGGAAGUGGAUGACAAUUACAACGAGGAGCAGAAGAAAAGAGAACAGAACCAAUGCUUGGGUCCAGAUACGAGGAAGAAAUCAGAAAAGGUUCUCUGUAAAUACUUUCACAGCCAGAAUAUACAGAAAGCAGUCACCACAGAGACAAUUCGGGGCCUGCAGCCUGGCAAGUCCUACCUGCUGGACGUUUAUGUCAUAGGGCAUGGAGGGCACUCUGUCAAGUACCAGAGCAAACUAGUGAAAACGAGAAAGUUCUGUUAGUGCCCCUGCAUACAGGGAACUCCGGUCUGAACAUUAUCCUACUUCCCAGCAUACAGAUUGACUACUUGCACAGCUGAGAAGCUGUGACCUGUAUUUGUACUGUGUAGAAAAGAUAUCAGCUUGUAUAUUUAUGUUUACAUAAGUAAUUGUUUGGAGGAACUGGGGCCGGUGCUCCCUGUAGCAUCUGGCAACUGUAUUAUCAUGUGUCCGGUGACCCACAUGUGAUGCUCAGUAGAUGUCCGAGGUAGCAGGAAACCUUGAAGGAACUGGCACUCCUUUGCUUCCACAUUGCAUGAACUGCUCCUAAAUUAUUUUAUACUUAAAAGGCUGAGAUAAGUCAUUCAUCCACCUUGUUAUGCGCACACAAGACAUGCAGGCAUACACCCUUUCUCUCAGUGUAGAUGGUAGGGUUUCUGUAAAUUAUUUUAUAGAGUCUUGUUUUAAAUGUUUAUGUUUCUAUGAUUGUAAACUAUUAAAAUCUCUCCCUGUUAAAAUACAGAUCUAAACUAAGUAUUAACUGGGCUGCACAUGAAUCAGUUUCAUUGCUAAUGUAAAUUCUUACCUAGCUGAUUUUCAUGUUUAAAUACUGUAUGUAUUUCAUGUACAAAGUUGCCAUAACGUUAUAUUCCUGUACAGAAAAUUAAAAACAAAUAUUAGAUUAUA